AUGGCGGAAGCAGUAGCUGGACAGAUCCCAUCCGCUUUCGUCAGUAUCGCGAAAGAUAAGCUGGGCUCUGCCAUCGCGGAGCAGGCUAAUUUGCUGUGGAACUUCGGCGGUGACUUGGAGGGCAUGAAGGACGCCGAGAGGCGGUCGGUCAAGGAGAAACUGGUGCAGCUAUUGAUGAAGCGGCUCAAGGACGUCGCCUUAGACAUCUCCGACGUGCUCGAAGACUACCAAGACACACGUGACCAAGGAACUGCAAAGGUGCAAUAG
Molecule: messenger RNA, 267 nt
Organism: Miscanthus lutarioriparius
Lineage: Eukaryota; Viridiplantae; Streptophyta; Magnoliopsida; Poales; Poaceae
Source: the annotation of a GenBank genome assembly